Molecule: messenger RNA, 927 nt
Organism: Ophidiomyces ophidiicola
Lineage: Eukaryota; Fungi; Ascomycota; Eurotiomycetes; Onygenales; Onygenaceae
Exons: 3
Coding region: 1-927 (308 amino acids)
Source: RefSeq, a predicted model, not a curated record
AUGGACAACUCGAAUAGGGAAAUUAAGGCCGAAGAGCUUUUUAGUGUCAAAGGUCUUGUCGCUGUCAUCUCUGGUGGUGGCACUGGUAAGCAUUUCAGAGUUACUAUAGAUUUUGUGCCUAAGGAAAGACAACGACCUAACAGGAUUAUGGAUUUUCAUGCAGGUAUCGGACGCAUGAUCACUCGCGCCCUCGCUGUCAAUGGUGCUGAGAAGGUUUACAUUUUGGGUCGCCGUGGGGCAGUAUUGGAAGAGACUGCAAAGCCAUUCCCUAACGUGGUGAUGCCUGUGGAGUGCGAUGUCACUUCUAAAGAGUCAUUGCAGAAAGCUGUCGAGAAGAUUACCCAGGAUGCUGGAUAUAUUAAUCUCCUUUGGUGCAACUCUGGGACAUCAGGGCCGGAGAGUCCAGAGUUGAACAGCUCGUCUAGUCUUGAUGAGUUCAUUGAGGCUAACUGGAAGCACUCAGUAGAGGAGUAUGCUGAAACAUUCAAGGUCAAUACUGCAGGUUUCUGGUAUACGGCUAUUGCUUUCUUAAAACUUCUUCACCUUGGCAAUGAGAGAAGUAACGGGGGGUGCAGAAGUCAGAUUAUUGGGACUUGCAGCACUCUGGGCUUUGGCAGAUUUGCAGCUACCGGCCGAUUUGCAUAUGGGCAGAGUAAAGCAUCCCAGACACACAUGAUGAAACAGCUAUCAACGCACCUAGUACCAUACAAGAUCCGAGUAAAUAUGGUUGCUCCAGGGUUGUUCCCCACCGACAUGACCUCAUCUAUGACCUCGACAGGAUAUGAUCCUUCAAAGCUGAUUCCAGAGGGUAGGGCUGGCAUAGAUGCUGACAUGGCUGGCGUUGUGCUUUUCCUCACAAGCAAAGCUGGGUCUUAUCUGAAUGGCAAUGUAUUGAGUCGAGGAGUUUCUAUUCUAGUUGAAUAUUAA